This is a messenger RNA of Protopterus annectens (West African lungfish), 8019 nucleotides long. RefSeq names its product THAP domain-containing protein 5-like. The transcript has 4 exons. Lineage: Eukaryota; Metazoa; Chordata; Ceratodontiformes; Protopteridae. The record is from RefSeq and is a predicted model, not a curated record. The coding region runs from base 112 to 1737 and encodes 541 amino acids.
UUGGUUACUUUAUUGGCGCAUGCGUAGUUUGGACGAACCAGAGAGUUCUAAUACAACUUGACAUUACAGUAAUUAAAAGGACUUUUGUAUGGUAGUUGCUUUCCAACAAAAAUGCCGAAACGCUGCGCUGCCACUAACUGUUCAAGUCAUGCAGGACAGUUAGAUUCAAACAAUAAGAAAAUAAGCUUUUAUAAGUUUCCUUUGUAUGACAAGGCGAGACUUCAGAAGUGGUUAAGGAACAUGAAAAGAGACAAUUGGACUCCUUCAAAGCACCAGUAUUUAUGCAGCGAACACUUCACUUCCUCUUGUUUUGAAUGGAGAUGGGGAAUACGCUACAUGAAAGCAGAUGCUGUCCCAACAAUUUUUAAUUUCUUGAUGACCAAUUUGAAAAGAUCUUGUACUGCAAAGCCAAGAAUUCCAAGUAAAAAGAUUCUUGUUGAAAAUACAGAAGAAUCACCUGCUCCCCAGACAGCACAGAUGGCUGCUUAUGAUUCAUCUCCCGAAAACAGUGAAGAAAAUGCUCUGCAAGCUCUUGAGGUGUCAGUCAACCCUAGUUUGCAAUCAUCACCAGUGUAUGUUGAAUCCAUUGAUGGUCUGUCCCAGGAGUCUGUCCCUACCGCCUUUUCUUCUGCAAUUUUACAGACUGUUCUUCCUAUAGAAACACUUCCUUUGUUGCCAGUUGUUCAGAUUGUUGAACCUGUAGCUGGGAGUACUUCAGGCUUAGCUAAUGAUGCACUUCCUACUGUUACAUUGGCUAUUCCUUUGAAUGUUUCUUCAGGGAACUCGUCUUUGAUAACUGUUCUUCAGAAGGCAGAAGAUUUCGCAACAGUGCUUUCCAGUUCUGUGCCACUUUCAUCAGAUGUCAGUAAUGAACUUGGUCUUUCGGAAGUAACCAUGUUUUCUGUAGGCAAUGCUUCAUCUGAGGAGGAAUCAGCAGGUGCGACACCGGAAGAGGACUCCUCUUCUGUAGAACUACCUGCUGAAGUAUUACCUUUGGUGUCUGUAACUUCCACAGGCCACGGUGAUCCAUCUGACCAGGGAACUAUAAUGAUGGAGGAUGUUUUGAUAGAGCCACUAGAAGAUUCGGUUCCAUCUCCUGCUCUGAUUUCUUCUGUGAAAUUGUCACCACCUACACAGGUGGUUGCGUAUUUUGAGACUGUACCCACUGCAACAGUGAUGUCUUCUGGACAAAUGGAGCCUGCACCACUGUGUACAUCAGCAUUAAAAACUGUAUAUUCGUCAACAAUGAAUGCACCAAUAGUCUCCACUGUGCCCAUUGUGUCUAACCAGGCGCCAUCAUCAGAAACUGUGAUGCUGACCGUGGAGAAACGGUGCCCAUCUCCUGAAAGUGGGAAUAUGGACUUGAUAGAUGAGCAGGUAGAAGAAAGUCAGUGUCACAAAAACAAUUUCACCACAGAGCAGCUUGAAGCAAUAGUUGUAAGUCUUCAAAAAAAAGUAAAGGUUUUACAGCAGAGACAUCGCCGCCACUGUGCCAAGCUGGAAGCGAUGGAAAAUCUUGUUGAUCAACUGAGGCGGGACAAUCUAGUCUCUGAGGAAAAAUUUAAAAUCCUGGAAAUGGCAUCCUGCUUACAGAACAGUGCUGUCCUUCCAGAAGGUGGAAGAACUGUAGCUUUAAUCUGCCAGGAAGAUGAUACUUCCCUGGUUUAUACCAUACAGGAGGAUCUCACUGAUGAAUAUGACACAAUUAUCCAAAUGGAAGACUCCCAGGACAUUUGAGACUGUUGUUAGUCAUUGAGAAAUUGUACACUACUGCAUUAAAACAUGCAAUUCAUUCAGGGACCAUACAAAUUAUUUUAUUUUGUUUAAAAUCAGCAACAGAAAGGGUUCUGUUAUGUCCCCAAACUAAUUUUCUGAUCAUUUUCACAUUUUCAUUGUAUAUUUACUGUUUUGUAGCUAGACUGAGGAACCAAAUAAUCUUCUUGGAAAUUGCAUUUCCUUGUGUAUUGCUUAGGUUUUCCAUAAAGUGCAGAAAUUCUUGGUGGGUCUGUACUGUUUUAUCAUCUUGCUUCACUGGGAACCUCUGCAGUGAGCAAAGCAUUAGGCUUCCUUCUGCUAUCCUCAUCACAUGCUUAUUGCUAAGGAUAAGUCUUUGCUAUUUUGAGGCAUGCGUGGUUCUUUUAGUAUGUAUGUGCCAUUAAUUUGCUAAAGGUAAAGGGCCCCAGUAGUGUUUCUAGUGCUCAGAAACUGAAGAUCUGUGUACCAGUGGAAUCCCAAAAGUAAAUGUUUAAUAAAAUGAGACUUUCCAGAUGUACUUGCUGUCACCAGAUCAUGAAUUGGGCCUGUUCAUGGUGCUGCUUUUUUUUUGCAAAGGACUGGAUCUUGCCAUGGACAACAGUUACCACUGUUAGCACUUCCACACCAUGGCCUGUUGGCAUUAAAAAUAGAAACAUAAUGGCUUCAUUAGUACCUAGCACUUAGCUUAUUCGAAGGGGGAAUGGCUGUACAAGGACUGACUGAACUACAAGCAGCAUGCCUGAAAUACUUUGGACAAGGUCACUGUAACAGCAAAUUGGAAUAUUUGUUUGCUCACCGGCUGAGUUGCACUGAUGAGGCCUUCUGUCAUAUGGCAGUUUUCUUCCCUGUACAGGCCAGUUUUGAUCUUGUGCUAGUAAAGAUGCCCAUGCAUGUUAGGCAGAAUUCCCAUAUACUGCAGUGGUGUGGAUAGUCUUCAUAUAUUGCACUGGUGUGGAUAGUCUUCGUAUACUGCACUGGUGUGGAUAGUCUUCGUAUACUGCACCAGUGUGGAUAGUCUUCGUAUACUGCACUGGUGUGGAUAGUCUUCGUAUACUGCACUGGUGUGGAUAGUCUUCGUAUACUGCACUGGUGUGGAUAGUCUUCGUAUACUGCACUGGUGUGGAUAGUCUUCGUAUACUGCACUGGUGUGGAUAGUCUUAGGUUCUUGUCACUUUUGAGACGCUGUUGGUUUCUCAGUUUUGUUUCAGGCUGUUGCUCAGUUGUAGUCAUGUGGGUGCUUGCAUUUGUCUACUUUUUGUUGAAAAAAAAAAAAAAAUUUCCACAUUCUCCUAAAGAUGUUUUCCCCUCUCAAAGCUAGAAAGCAAAUGUGCUUGUCAUAGUUCACAAAAAAAUAUUUUAGCAGACUUUAUUCUGUUUAAGAUGGACUGUGAUGCAGAAUAUUGUGAACUGUGUAAGAUAAGAAAUUUAACUGGACAUCUAAGCUUAGGAGGAUCAAGACAUUAUUCCUUAAGGCGCAUUUGUUAUUAAGGACAUUUGGAAUAGAAGAAAACUAAGAAGAAUCCAAUAAACAAGUAGAGAACGAGACUGCUGCCACAGGUUAAGUGCAAAUCCUCAAAUUCCUUUGAGGAGAGUACUUCUACAUCAUUGGCCAUUGGUGAAGAAGAGUUUCAGAGCUAGUCAAAAAGCCAUCCGAACCAAAGUCACUGUCUGUUGGUGCAUCUGCCAUUGAAAAUAAGGGCUUCACCAUUGUCAUUUCCUACUUCAGAAUUAGCAAAACGUGUCUUCAAGUACCUGAAGUUCAGCAGCAGGAAUCUGGAUAUAAUGAAGCAGAAUUCCUGAGGAAAAAAAAAAGCUCAACGCACACUAGUUGUUUUCAAGGAGGGCUUGGCAGUUUUGCCAGCACAGCUUCAUGCUGGUGUUCAGUUGUUUAUCCAGUGAGUUACCAAUUGCAGAGUCUUUGUGAUGGAAUAUUUUAUGAUAUGCGAGAGGCCUCUUUAUCCAAGCAGCAACUGGUCUUGGUCCCUUUACUGUGCCAGUGCUAGUCUGUCAAAAACAAAAUACAAUAGCAUUUGCUAUUACAUGCAAAUGUACCCACAGGGGAUAAAAAAGUAGCUUUCUUUGUCUCUCUGUGUGGAGGAGUAUUUUUACACAUCAGAAAUGUGCUCCCUUCCUGUCCCUGGUCAGUUUAUUGAACUGUAUCAUCCCAGUCUUCAAGCUGUUCCACCAGAAGACAGACUAUUAUAGAAACAGUACAUUGUAUUGAGAAUAUACUGGAUGGCCUUUUGGAGUGCUUUCUUUCCCUAAAAUUACAUAAUUGUUAAGGCAUUUGAAACCUACAAAGGUGGCCUGUAACACUUAAAGAUGUUACACAUGUAAACAAUCAGCAUUCUGACACUUAUCUCUGUUUUUGUAUAAAAAAAAAAUGAUCUGCAUAGUUAUCAGGAAACUGAUCCAGCAACAGUCUCUCUACUUCCUUUCUCACAGCAAAACCAAGUCCUCUUGCUUCUGUGCCCUUUGAUGUAGAGUCCAGAUUAACUGGUAUACAAAUAUAAAUAAACUUAACAACUGGCAAUGUCAAGAAGAUGCAAGGUCUUUUAACUGUUUAGUAUACAAGGUAAGUGUCAGAGUUCUGUAUUUAAAUAGAUGUAGGAAUGCAGAGAAGGCAUAUUUGAAGGUGACAUAAUUGAUAAUAUAAAUUCAGCUCCACAUUAGACAAAAGUGGGAUGCAUAUACUUGUGUGCCUGUGAUGCAGCAGAUAAGGACUUCUGCAUCAGGUUUUGUGUUAAGAAGACAUGCUUGGUUAAGAAUGGAGACGUGUUCAAAUACUGGAUGCCCUAGUCUCCACGGAGAUGUUACUUGGGAAGUCAGCUAAUAGCACUGGGCAUAUGGUAGGAAGAGGAAAACAUGGUUAAUAGUUAAAAAGUUAUUUCAUAAUACACCCAUAAUUCUCAAGGUGCUUAUCAACAAGAAAAUAUAUAUUUUUUUUUUUUUUUUUGAAAACUGUCUCCAUUUUCAGAAACAUUUCAAAGGCAAGCAUUCCUUAACCGCCUUCACUUCUUGAUGAAAAAGAUUAUUUUCAGAAGAGGAGAUCUUGGUGAGAUCUUUCUCUCACUAUUCCCAUUACCCUUGGGAGACAGUUUACAGUUUCAUAAAGCUGCUUAAAUAGCUGUUACUAUAUUGAUGAAUGGUUCUACAGAAUAGGUUACAAUACCAUUCAGUAGAAUUCUGUCAGAUUCCACAUACAUUUCCUACUCCACACACCUCUUCUCGUUAAGUUCUGAACACUUUAGUUUCAUUGAAUCAGUUGUUACAAAUAAGUGCCAUUUAGUGAUAUCCUGGAACUUCCAAAACAUCAGACUUUUACUUCACUAUGUUGCUUAUAGAUAUGACUGCUCUUGAAUUUGGACUGAUUUAGUACUUGGUUACAGCAUGCUGUCAUGGUGUUGCAGAUAAACGCACUAAAACUUGUUUACCACAAGCACACUUCUUCCUGCAGAGGUUUUAAGCCAUAGAGAAUGAAGAAGAUGCAUGCCAACACUGUGUAUGUGGAAACUUCAUGCUACCUAGGUCAGCAUCUCUGCAGAAAAGAAAAUUUCUGUAGUAGAAAUUGCCAGACCAGUGCAUCUCAGAUAAUGGCCUAGACUUUUUUCAUUGUAGUACACCAGUCUAAGCAAUAGAGACCAAGGUACUUUAGCAAGCAUGCUACUUCCUGCUGAUGAUGAUACUAUUGCUGAAGUUACACUGUCUUAUUUCUUUAGGAAAAUUGUGAAGAUCUUGCUACAUCAGAUUUAAGUUACCUGUGAAGGGAAGUGUACACUGUUCUACUUGUAGUCUAAGAUAACACAUUGUCUGUCCAGUUCUCAUCAGCAUGUCAAUUUAUUUUGGCCAUCGACCUUUUAGAUGCAGAUCUCAGCUGUAAUAUGCUCUAUAAGAGUACAUGUCAUUGACACCUUAUGGUCAUUGCAUAACUCAUUAGCUUCCAUUGUAGGAGUGGGAUGCUCUUUUGGAUAGCCAUUUAUACAUAUUCUGAACUGAACUCCCCCCCAACAAACACGCACACACUUCCACAAAGGUUUCUUCCAUUUAGGCUUCUAAUGAUAUGUUCAAUCGAAGAGAGACAUGAUAGUACUCAACAUAACAGCUGAUUUUUUUUUUUUUUCUUUUUUGCUAAGGUUGUUUGCACUGGGUGCCUUUAUACUUCUGCCUUGCAUGGGAUGCUCCACCAACUACUUUUCAUGAUAAUGGGAUCUUGUGUAAAUGCAUUUCAAUUGUAAUUCUCUGAUCAUCUGUGUUGAUAUGUUUUCUUGCAGGUACAAACCGUGUCUGUGUAAGGAGGGAUAAGAAUUUAUAUAUCCCUUUGCCCCGGUAUAACGCCACACCAUGCAAGCACCUAAAUUAAUGGGUGUGGGUUGUAUUUCAUGGAGUGGAAACUCAAGAUUUUUAGGAAGAGGUGAUUGAAAGGUUACCAGAAGGAAAAACCCAUGUUCACUCAUUGUAUAGGGAACUUUUGAAGAUUUAUAUCCAUUUAAUUUAAUUGGUGGACUGGCCUGCAAAUUUUUUUCAUCUACUACCUGGGCUAGAUAGGCAGUUACUUUAUACAACGAUACAGUAAGACAUUGUGCAGUGAUAAUACUUAAACUUUACAUAAGUCCAGACAAGAUCUUGUUGAUGCAUCAGUAAAUUGGCAAGUAAGCUGCUUUUAAGUGUUAAUCUUAGCAACAGCCAAAGAUGCUGCUUACAAACAAACAAAAUAAUGUGUACAUUAUGCAUACCCUCACUGGAUUCCAGAUAUCAGUUUGGUGAGUCUACAGUGUUGAAAAAUAUAUGCUGCUCUGUACUUAUUCUGUGUCAAAACUGACAAAUUUGUGUGUUCCUCUGCUAGAUGUUAUGCAAGACUUUUUUGAAUGUAGUAAAAUUGUCAUCUUUCCUGAUCUUCUGUGGUAAGAGUUCUAAGCUGCUGGGGCUAACCUAUAGAAUCAUUUUCACCUGUGGCCUUAAACAGUGUACUAGCCAAAAGUAAUGGCACUGUCUAUAGUUGAACAAAUAUGAUUUAUUUUUCUGUGUCUGAAUUUAGUUGUCAAUGGAGGACAGUAGUAUAAAUGCUAGUAAAACAGUAUUCGGUCUUCAGCAUCCACAUAUGAAUCCCUGUGGCUUUUCAUAUUUAUAGGCUGUUCUUAGUCCGUCCAGACUUUGAUGUGUUAUGUAAUGUAUAUGAGCUGAAAAAGCAAGCUGUUGGUCACAUAAUCCCCAAGUGUUUAUGUUGUGUAACUAUAAGAGAUACCCCCUUGUUGGUCUGUGAUUCAUAUUUCUUCUGCCUUUAGUGGGUUCCAAACAGCACAGUGACUGACUAUUUGCGGUUUGUGACUAGAUCUGACUCUGACUCAUGGAACUGACUAAUAAAGUCCUCUUGUAACUUUUUCUGAAGUUUAGGUAGUGAUUUGUCAAAGGUCUUAUGUCAUCAACAUAUGAAGUACAGUUUAAUGCAGGUAGAUGUUGCUAUAUUGUUUUUGAAAAUGGAAACCAGUAAAGUUCCAAGGGAUUGAUCAUUUUAGGAUACAUGCUUAAAGGUAGUUUUCAGAGUUAUAGUACCAUGUUGAACUUUUUAAACUUUUGUUAUCGAGAUACAUAAAGAACCACUUUAGCGCAGUACCACUGAUUCAAAAAUUACUGAGGGCUCUUAAUAAACCUGUAUGGUUUAUUUAAAGUCAUGCUCUGCUUUUAGUUUAUAAAUAAAGGCUUCUGUGAGCUCGCCUGUUUACAUGGCUUCAUAAAUAUAAUUGAUUACUUUAUAAGUAGCUGUUUAUUCAUUGCAAGUGUAAGGUAGUUUACAUUAUAAGAAACAUAAAACAGUGGUACGAUAAUAACUGGAACCAUAAAAAAGUACUGAAGUAUCGUUAUUAGCUGGUGAAAAAUGGACUGCCACUGGAAUUAGAAAAACGUUUAUUUAGCGCUUUCAUCCACAAAGUGAACUUCAUCAGAAAGUGCUAAAUAAACGUUUUUUUUAAUUCCAAUGCCAGUCAAUUUUUCACCAGCUAACAACAAUACUUCAGUAUUUUUGUAUAGUUUACAUUAUAAACCAGUCUAGUUUGUCGUAUGCGUUAUGAAAUGGACUUGUAUUCAUUUUAUGAUGUGAGCUUAUUUACAACUCAAACUCUUCAUCAUCUUGUGUGUGUCUGUGUAUGCCCUCGUAAGUGUUUGUUAGGUUGUUUAUAUCCUGAGCUGGUCCUGUGUACUUUUCCAAUACAGAUGUACUUCUGUCUGUAUAUUAAUUUUGAUGAAAAUAAACUCAGCAAGUGGUCAGAU